This is a messenger RNA of Gasterosteus aculeatus aculeatus (three-spined stickleback), 5336 nucleotides long. RefSeq names its product adhesion molecule with Ig-like domain 1 (gene amigo1). Gene Ontology annotation, molecular function: protein binding. Lineage: Eukaryota; Metazoa; Chordata; Actinopteri; Perciformes; Gasterosteidae. The record is from RefSeq and is a predicted model, not a curated record. Gene Ontology annotation, cellular component: membrane. Gene Ontology annotation, biological process: brain development.
AUCUGCUGGAGAUGCGACGGUUAUCCGCAGAGGACGGAUGUGCGCCGGUCUUCGUGCAGAGCAUCACGCUCCGUUGAGCGCAAAGACGGCUGAUCGUCGGCGGUCGUCAGCAGUUAAAAGGACGCGCGUUGUUUUCUCUCCUCUCAAUCUUAUUUUUUUUGCGCAUGUUUUUUUUUUUAGCGGGUACUGGAUGCGGCGUGAAGCAGGGUUCCUCUAGGGAACACCCCACCUCCCUCAUAUGCGCUGUUGUCCUCAACGGCAGACACGCACAAGACUCAGACGGGGACUGUUUGUCUGGAGCAACAUCGGAACGUGAUUUAACCAGACGACAGUUUUUUUGUGAAAUCCAGCAUCCCGGCACCGAUCGAAGCGUGCACUUAAAAAUGCCUGGAACAUUCUCCAGCUGCUCUUCCAUGCGUUUCUCCGUGGCAUCGUAGUGAACCUUUCAGGGAUUUAAAUCUCCUGCUAGCAUGUUGCAGCCUUCUACCAGAACAGGGGACGGCCUGCUGAAGACCGUACCUCAUUGGAGUGAGUGUCCGGGAUGGGUCCUCUCGCUCACCCUCUGUAUGGCGCUCCUCUGGCUUCCGGGGGCAGCGGCAUCCACCCUAAACUGCCAUAAGACAUGCAUCUGCGCCUCGAACAUAGUGAGCUGCUCCAAGAUGAAUCUGACCACCGUCCCAACAGGUCUGCCGCUCUACACUGCUGUGCUGGAUCUCAGCUACAAUGAGAUAGACCGUCUGCGGUCAGAGUGGACCCCCGUCAAGCUCCUGAAGCUGCAUAAUCUCCUCCUCAGCCACAAUGGUCUCCACUUCCUGUCAUCGGAGGCGUUCCACAACGUGAAGCAACUGCGUUACUUGGAUCUGUCCUCCAACAACCUGCAACUGCUGGACGAGUUCAUCUUUGAGCCUUUGGUUAACCUGGAGGUCCUCUUGCUGUACAAUAACCAAGUUUCCCAGAUUGACCGCUCAGCCUUUCUCGGCAUGAUCAACCUUCAGAAGCUCUACCUAAGCAAGAACCAAAUCUCCCGCUUUCCUAUGGAGCUGGUCAAGGAAAAGUCCCACCUGGAGAAACUUAGUCUUCUGGAUGUGUCCUCCAACAAGAUCAAGAUGUUACCCAUUGAUGAGCUCCAGGCGCUGCCUGCCUGGAUAAAAAACGGCCUCUACUUCCACAAUAACCCUCUGCUGUGUCACUGUGAUCUCUACACACUCCUUUCCCAUUGGUACAUUCGAAAGAUGAACUCCGCUAUGGACUUCAAAGACGACUACACCUGUAUUCUGGCUGGCCCUCAAAAAAACAAAGUGGGCGUUUUCAAUCUCAGCGGUGACAGUAUGAACUGCAGCACCUUCAAGGAGGCGGACGAAGAGGCUUUUUUGGAGCAGAGGUUGAUACUUGGCUGUGACACCAAACGCAGGGGGAUGUUAAAAACCUGGAUAACGCCUGGUAAUGUGGUGGUGACACCUGGAAGCAACCAGACAGCCAAAGUAUUGCCAGACGGAAAUCUGCAGAUUGACCCGGUGAGGAACGAGGACUCUGGGACCUACACUUGCUUUGCCAUGAGCGAGGCCACCAAUGAGACCAUCUAUGUGGUGCUGAAGGUUCACAACUUCACCAUGCAUGGUGGCAGUGACAGCCUGAACACAGCCUACACAACCUUGGUGGGCUGUCUGGCCAGUGUGGUGCUUGUGCUCAUGUAUCUGUACUUGACACCAUGUCGUUGCUUCUGCUGCCCCAACAAAGGUAAGGCUCCGGGUGAUGACAGCAUCCACUCGUCCAUGCUCAGCGUGACGCCGACUCACGAGGACCCGGCGCUGAACAGGCACGUGGCCUUCAUUGACUCCAAGGACUUACGGGGCCAGAACGGCAAGCUGAACCCCAGUGGGGAAGACGAUGACGAUGAUCUGGAUGCAGAGGCUGGUUCUCUUAUGAAGGGGAAGAGGAAGAAGUCAGUAGCAGAGUCCAUCAGCUCCGUCUUCUCGGACACUCCAAUGGUGGUCUGAGAUGAGGCCGACAAGGACUGGAUGUUCAUGGUACAACGUGGGCCAUGUUUUAGAUGACGUAAACUGUGACCUUGUGGGAGGAUAAGAAGAAAGGAAGUCCAUCUACAGCUGUCGGCAAGUGGAAAUAAGGAUCUCAAAGGGGGUAAAAAAACAAAGCAAGUCUUGUUUCCCACAAGGACAAUAAGCAGGACCUUUCCAGCAUAUUAAUCUGUAGCACUUAAUAUUCAUACUGUGAAGGAAUGGCAGUGUUCAUGAACCGAGGGAACAACGCAAGUCUUAUGACAGUGAAACAAAGACAAUUUAUUGUUGGUGUCAGCACUCAGGAAGUGAUCCAUUAAAACGAUAAAUUGUGGAAAAUAAGGUUUGAAAAAGAUUUGAAUCAUGGCCACCUCAUAAUUCUAUUUAUUACAUGGACUAGAAUAGAUUCAUCUUACCUAAGCAUCAAAGCAUAGAUACGUGUGCUCCUCCUCCAUCAACACAGGGCUAGAGACUUACACAGGCCGCGGCCGCCAAUACAUCCGUCGUUAACCUCGAGUCAUCUUUAGAAAAACAGCAUGCCAUCAACACGCAUUAUGUGAGUUCUCAGGCUGAUCUUUUUAAGUGGGAUGAAGAGAAAACAGUAGUCCAAACAUUACUAAAAGGUCAUCGCAGGUUAUUUCCCUUCUGCUUUAAAUCCAAUACUGAGUUACGCUCAGAUAUAUCUUAUGGGUCCAAUCGUUAUUCAGAGCUGUGUAUUGUGUUAAAGGAGAAAUAGAGAUCAAUUUACAGAUAGGUAUGGUAUAAAAUAGUUUACCAGCUUGAUCCAGAACAUAAGAAGAAUUCAUUAUUGCACAGUUUAACCCCAAAGGAAGCCGUACACAAUUAAAAACAUGGCACGCAGCUAACAAAUACAGAUUAGAUAUAAGCAGGAAAUUGUUUUGUCUUGAAUGAUUAGCAACAUAUUGUCUCAGCUAUGUAUACAGACCGGUACCAUGGUUCAUUAAACAGACUAUUACACAGAGCUGACUCUGACUCACACAAGCAGGUUAAAGACCAGGUUAAAAGCUGCCAGCUUGAGUUUAUUUGAAUCAUUCUUAUAUGUAAAAGGAGCACCUUACACAGAGCAUAACCCUGAGUGUACUCAUAUGCCAUAAAUUAUGUAGUAGAUUUUAAUAAGUGUCACGCUGUCUUCUCCUGUAGUAGAUAUACGCUGCGUCAGCAGGUAAACAGAGUUCGCCAAAUAAUAAAACCUACUGGGUUUCGUCCAGAAGAGUAUGAGUAUGUUGAUGAGGCUGUACGUAUUUGACAGGACGGAGCUGACUUUAGCGUUUGAAGCUUCUGUCGGGGAGAUUUCAGAAGAAACGUUGAAUUAUUUUCCAUGCGAAACACCUCGUAUGCUGUGCAUAUUUUCAUCAACAAGGUUGAAAAGAGGCACGGUCAAGAAAGGGUGAUUUUAAUAAAUGGUGCAGUUAGUGUCGUAACACAAGAAGGUUAGUAGUUGGUAAAUGCUAAUAGAAUCUUUUGAUGCCAUUGUCUCUCUGACGAGCAGGUGAUAGGUGUGUUACAUCACGAGUCACAGCAACACAAAGCCGUUCUCUCUGGCUCCCUGCACGCUGACAGCCCCAAUUCAGCCCAGAUGUGUUUGCCUUUUUGUGUGUACCUCUGUCAUUACAAGGCCGAUAAGCAAUCACUCAACCGUGAUUCCCUUUAAGUCUUUAAUGAUGGUUGUGAGGGAAACGCCUGGAACGUUCUCUCAACAUUUGUUCUCUGAGUCUUAUGAUUUACAAGAAGUAUAAUACAAGAACUUUGGAAAUAAUGUAUUGCUCAUAUACAAAUACAUAUGUAUGUAAAAUCCCAGACCUCUAGCUAGAUGUCAGUAUAGCUCUCAAAUCAUAAGAUGUACACUUUUCUACCCAAAAUGUAGGUCAUGUUCACAGGUGCAGGGUGCAACGCAGCAUCUUCUGUGUGUGUGUGAGAAGAGGAAGCCACACUUUUCAGAGAGGUGGUGUGUUAACCGUUCUCGCACACACAUGGGACCACCAGGUGGAAAUACAUGGAGCAACAUUUAACACCACUGCUGGAUUUUUAGAAACUACUUAAUGGGGGUUGCGGAAUCUAAUAUGGUAACAAAAUAUACUAAUAUGCCCCAAAGUAACCCAAUAUCAAUCGAGUUCAUUCAGGCCUUGUUGCCACUCGUAAUAAAGGUUUCACAUACAGAGAAAAAACUCCUAUUAUUCUCCUAAGUCCUAUUGCAAAGGUCCCAACGUAGAGUAGAAGUGUGGCUUAACCUUUCUCCAAAGCAAAUCUGCCUUCCUAUAUAUAUACAGUAUAUAUAGAUAUAUAUGUAUUACGAAUCACUAUUCUUGUACUGCUAUGUUGUACUGACUCCACUCGUGUAUAAUCGGAUGUCAUUCUGCAUCAUGUGUGCUGCUGUGCUACUGUUUCUGCAUUCAAGUCUUGACCAUAAAUGUUCGUUCAUGUUUUAAUUUUUAAUGACAUAGGAUGUAUUUUACGCUUGACAAUAUGGUGAAAAUCUUUAUUGAACAUGUAUGAAAACCUUCAUAGGAGUGCCGCUUUUCCUAAUGGGCAGUCAGCAUGUAGCCACCAGUUAUUCUCAGUCAGUAUCGUAAAGCCAUAAGGAAUUAAGAAGAGUGCUUCAUCAGAUUGGUGGCUGUAUCAGGUAACAUAUGGAGAUCUCAAAUGGAUACCCUACAAUUAUUAAAACAUAACAUUUUUAAGAAAAGUCAAAGAAUAUUUUUUUAUAAAAGCUGGGGAGGAAAACCGAGAGACUUCCCCGAGGAAUUCCUGUAACACAAUGGGUUCCAAAUGGAUUAAUUAAUCUUCUCAGGACUAUGUCAUUUUUAAUUUCUAGUUUGUUAUGAUGCACAAAUGUUUUCACACUUGCAACAUCAAUAAAACACACAAUCUUAGGUUGGAGAUCUGUGUAGUUCACAGGCCUUUUUCUUUCUGCCGUAAUGGUAUAGUUACUGUUCACUUCAUUAUUAAGGAAGGGAGUGGUCUUUGCCAAACAUACAGCUAUAACCUUUCAUCUGAUGGUGUGUAGCAGCAAUUAAGGAAACGUCCUUGAGGCACUCUGCUUGAAAUGUGUGCAGCUGCGAGUGGCCACAGGACAGGAAUGGGGCUUUUAACAGCCUUACAAGCUCAGAGUUUAUUGAUUACCGCCCUCAAAGAUGAGCUGGAAGGUCCCUGCCAGAACAGCUGAGAGGUCUUGUGGCUAAAGUGGAAUGGCUUUGCAUGGUUUGCUUAAGAGCUUCUCUGACUGCAGGAUAGGUGCAACCCAGUAGACAUUAAUGAUAAAGAAAAUGUCAUUUGAAUUAAUAAAAAAGAUCAAGAUAUUCA